AUGGCCGACAGAUACUCAUUCUCUCUCACAACUUUCAAUCCGAGCGGAAAGCUCGUCCAAAUAGAAUAUGCACUUGCUGCCGUCAAUCAAGGUGUCACCUCAUUAGGAAUCAAAGCAACGAAUGGCGUCGUCCUCGCAACCGAAAAGAAGUCUUCUUCUCCCCUUAUAGAUCCCCCUUCGCUCUCCAAAGUUUCUCUCAUUUCUCCAAACAUCGGCAUGGUCUAUUCAGGCAUGGGUCCAGAUUACCGUGUACUAGUUGACCGGGCGCGAAAAGCGUCACAUACGAAUUACAAGCGUGUGUACAACGAAUAUCCUCCCACCAGGAUUCUCGUACAAGACGUUGCAAGGGUCAUGCAAGAAGCAACGCAAAGUGGUGGUGUGCGACCUUAUGGUGUUUCUUUGCUCAUAGCUGGCUGGGACGAUGGCGUCUUACCGGAAGAUGAGGAAGCAGAAAAAGGGCAAACUGAGGCAGAGAAGAUGGUGAUCGAGGAGGAGGGUAAAGGUGGUAACGGGAGAAAAACCGGAGGAAUAUUGAAAGGAGGCCCAAGUCUAUACCAGGUAGACCCGUCAGGAAGCUACUUUCCAUGGAAAGCGACAGCCAUUGGGAAGAGUGCGACAUCGGCGAAGACAUUUUUGGAAAAAAGGUAUAAAGAUGAUUUGGAGCUGGAGGAUGCGGUACAUAUCGCACUUCUGACGUUAAAGGAAACAAUAGAAGGUGAGAUGAAUGGAGAGACUGUUGAGAUAGGCAUUGUCGGUGAACCGGCAAAUGACCUACUCGGCUUCGAAGGUGUGGAAGGGGCUGUUGGGCCAAGAUUUCGAAAGUUGAGCAAAGAAGAGAUUGAGGAUUACUUGACAAAUCUUUGA
Messenger RNA from Bacidia gigantensis, 864 nucleotides. It is a transcript of the gene PCA2, whose product is annotated as putative proteasome subunit alpha type-2. Lineage: Eukaryota; Fungi; Ascomycota; Lecanoromycetes; Lecanorales; Ramalinaceae. Gene Ontology annotation, biological process: ubiquitin-dependent protein catabolic process. The coding region runs from base 1 to 864 and encodes 287 amino acids. Gene Ontology annotation, cellular component: proteasome core complex; proteasome core complex, alpha-subunit complex. The record is from RefSeq and is a predicted model, not a curated record. The transcript has 5 exons.